AUGGCAGCCACUCCGACUGCAACAGGAGCAGAAUGGAGUACUGCGAUAUCCAACAGAGAUCAUGGCCCCUUGGUCACGAUAACAGUAUGUCUGAUGUUGGUGGCGACAUUCCUGUUCAUGGGAUUCCGGAUGACCAUCCGAUGGCCAUGGUCGAAGCUGGUGGGCUACGAUGACAUGGCAACGAUUAUAGGAAGCGUAAGGUGCCAGAUCCGCCUCUCGAUGCGUUUGCUGAUGUUCAACAGUUGUUUGCGUGCGCGCAAAGUACUGCCGUACUCAUAUCGGUCCACAGGGGGCUCGGCAAGCAUCGAGCUGACCUGGGCGAGGCCGAGGCGCAGGCAGCUAUCAAGGUAACCAAGCCUUUAGCUCCUUGCUGUGGCAGUGGAAUCACUGACAGACUAUAUUCAGGCCGCCUGGAUCAGCGACAUUAUCUCCGUCUUGGCACUGACUGGUUCCAAGCUGGCAGUCUCAUUGCUGAUACUGCGCCUGUCCACAUUCAAGAAGCAUGUUCUUGCCGCGAGAGUGGUAUCGAUCCUCAUUGGCAUAUGGGGUGUCCCUGCGGUCGUCAUGACGUCUCUUCAGCGGGCAAGCUCACAAGAGCGGAACCGGGAUGGCUGGAUUGGCGUGGGAGUGUACAGUGUGCUGCUCGAAAUCGCCCUCAUUGUCCUCCCGGUCUAUCUCGUGUGGAACCUGCAGAUGCGACUGUCAGCGAAAGUUACUGUCGUCGUUGGAUUCCUUUUCCGCAUUCCGUAGGUGAAGAGGUUCCCAACACAAUCUGGCGACUAACGGUUGUCGUAGUGCAACCGCAUUGGCAGUGGCGCGUGUUUACGCCGUCGUCAAGAUGUUUUCGGUCGAAAGCCACGAUUCCAGCAAGUCGAUGACCGAUUUCACAUGGCUUUACGUCAACCCCACAAUCUUUACCACGAUCGAGAUGCACUACUCUCUUCUGGCGGCGACGAUUCCUUGCAUGCAUCUCUUCCUGCGACAGUUCUCGACGGGAUACAUGGGCACGACGAAUGCGCAGCUCCAGGGAACGAUGCUCGGGUCCAAAGGGAAUCUGAGCGACUCGUACGCCUUAAGCAGUACCCGGAGCAGACAAGGUGGGUUCAAGAGGAGCAGAAGAGGCGGGACCGAGAGGCAAUACAGCGAUAUCGAGGCCGUGUCGAGAGCGCUAUACCAGGUUAGUCCGGCAGUGACAACCGUCAGCGCGAGCCGAGAGAAUCGUCCCGAUAGUGUCGCGAGUGAUGGCAGCGAGAAGAUUAUGGUUCGGCAGACAGUCGACGUCAAGUGGCAGGAUAGUAAUGAGGACGAUGCGCACUGA
This is a messenger RNA of Lecanosticta acicola, 1318 nucleotides long. Lineage: Eukaryota; Fungi; Ascomycota; Dothideomycetes; Mycosphaerellales; Mycosphaerellaceae. The record is from the annotation of a GenBank genome assembly.